AUGGGAUCACCAAUGGCCUCUUUGGCUGCAACUUUGCUUGUCUUAGCAUUUUCUCUUGGUUCUGUUUCUCAAACCACCGCAGAUUACUACUACUCUUCCCCACCACCACCGGUUAAGCACUACUCUCCUCCUCCGCACUACUCUCCUCCACCGGUUUACAAAUCUCCACCACCACCGGUUAAGUACUACUCCCCUCCUCCGGUUUACAAGUCUCCUCCUCCACCGGUUAAGUACUACUCCCCUCCUCCGGUUUACAAGUCUCCCCCACCACCCAAGAAAGACUACGAGUACAAAUCACCUCCACCACCGGUUAAGCAUUACUCUCCUCCUCCGGUUUACAAGUCUCCCCCACCUCCCAAGAAAGACUACGAAUACAAAUCUCCUCCACCACCGGUUAAGCACUACUCUCCUCCUCCGGUUUACAAGUCUCCUCCUCCACCGGUUAAGCACUACUCCCCUCCUCCGGUUUACAAGUCCCCUCCUCCACCAGUUAAGUACUACUCUCCUCCUCCAGUUUACAAGUCUCCUCCACCACCGGUUAAGUACUACUCCCCUCCUCCGGUUUACAAGUCUCCUCCUCCUCCGGUCUACCACUCUCCCCCACCUCCCAAGAAGCAUUACGAGUACAAAUCACCUCCUCCACCGGUUUACCAAUCUCCUCCUCCUCCGGUCUACCGUUACAAAUCUCCACCUCCUCCAUACCACUACUAG
Arabis nemorensis is the source of this 711-nucleotide messenger RNA. Lineage: Eukaryota; Viridiplantae; Streptophyta; Magnoliopsida; Brassicales; Brassicaceae. The record is from the annotation of a GenBank genome assembly.